AUGCAAACUAGCACUGGCGAUCCAAUUAAUCAACAUGAGUUUAUCGACCUCAUGAAUGGAUGUCCCCAUCUUGCAGAGAUUGUAUUUACUGAUGUCAAUCCCUUCUAUUACAUUCACUCCCUGUGUAGACAACACAACGUUAAACUGCCACAAUUGGAGCUCAUUCGCAUAGGAAGUCGUUCAGCCAACCACAUGCUCGACCAUGACUAUGUCAAUCUCGCAUGCAAAUAUCGUGCUACACUCAAUCAGUUGUGUGUCCAUGUUGCUACCUCAGAUAUUAUUCAUCUUGACUUGAGCAGUACUGCAAACUACCUGCGCCGAUUUCCUCGCCUCAAGUGCUUGUCACUCGAUACCUCUUGUCCUAUUGUAUUUGAUGCCGACAUCCGCGCAUGCCCUCAGUUGCAAGUGUUGUGCCUUAGAAUGCACAGUAGCAUUAGCUUUAAAGUGAUGAGUGAUGAACAAAACGACACUCUAACAGCUUUAAAUCCUGCCUCCCAACUCGAAACUCUCAAGGUCGAUGACCUUCUCCUAUCUCAACAGCUCUAUCGAUAUCUGAAGCACCGCUGUACUUUAUUGUCUCAUUUGGUUGUCAACCUGAGCUCUGAUGCAGACUUUGGUCCACUCAUUCAUACAUUUGGUGCUUUCGAGGACACGCAAGCUUUGACGAUUACCAACAUCUCAUUCGACAACUAUACCCCUCAAGCCAACUAA
Molecule: messenger RNA, 711 nt
Organism: Mucor velutinosus
Lineage: Eukaryota; Fungi; Mucoromycota; Mucoromycetes; Mucorales; Mucoraceae
Exons: 1
Coding region: 1-711 (236 amino acids)
Source: RefSeq, a predicted model, not a curated record